This is a messenger RNA of Vicia faba (fava bean), 267 nucleotides long. NCBI's taxonomy places the organism in Eukaryota, Viridiplantae, Streptophyta, Magnoliopsida, Fabales, Fabaceae. The record is from the annotation of a GenBank genome assembly.
AUGGAUGAGACGAUUUCGGUUAUUACAAAUGAUGGAAGAAAUAUUGUGGGAGUUCUAAAAGGUUUUGAUCAGGCAACCAAUAUAAUUCUCGAUGAAUUCCAUGAACGAGUUUUCUCUACCAAGGAAGGUGUUCAGCAACUUGUUCUGGGUUUAUACAUCAUUAGGGGUGACAACAUAAGUGUUGUUGGUGAACUGGAUGAAGAACUAGAUUCGAACCUUGAUUUGUCCAAGCUUAGAGCUCAUCCUUUAAAGCCCGUCAUCCAUUGA